Messenger RNA from Fusarium pseudograminearum CS3096, 2688 nucleotides. RefSeq lists its product as uncharacterized. The record is from RefSeq and is a predicted model, not a curated record. The transcript is spliced from 3 exons. Lineage: Eukaryota; Fungi; Ascomycota; Sordariomycetes; Hypocreales; Nectriaceae. Gene Ontology annotation, cellular component: ribonucleoside-diphosphate reductase complex. Bases 1 to 2688 code for a protein of 895 amino acids. Gene Ontology annotation, molecular function: ATP binding; ribonucleoside-diphosphate reductase activity, thioredoxin disulfide as acceptor. Gene Ontology annotation, biological process: deoxyribonucleotide biosynthetic process; DNA replication.
AUGUUCGUCAGAAAGAGAGAUGGACGCCAAGAGCGUGUUCAGUUCGACAAAAUCACUGCUCGUGUCUCGAGACUGUGUUACGGUCUCGACAUGAACCACGUUGACCCCGUUGCUAUCACCCAGAAGGUCAUUUCUGGUGUCUACGGCGGCGUCACAACUAUACAAUUGGACGAUCUUGCUGCAGAGACUGCUGCGUACAUGACUGUUACGCACCCUGACUACGCCAUCCUCGCAGCCCGCAUUGCCGUUUCCAACCUACACAAGCAGACCAAGAAGCAAUGGUCCGCUGUUGUGAGCGACCUUUACCACUGGGUCAACCCCAAAAAUGACCGUGCAUCGCCCAUGAUCUCCAAGGAGACCUAUGAGUGUGUGAUGCGACAUAAAGAGGAACUCGACUCAGCGAUUGUCUAUGAUCGCGACUUCAACUACAACUAUUUUGGCUUCCGAACCCUGUCCAGAUCAUACUUGCUACAGAUUGACGGUAAAAUUGCUGAGCGCCCGCAGCAUAUGAUCAUGCGAGUCGCUGUUGGGAUCUGGGGUGACGAUAUUGAGCGUGUCUUGGAGACAUACAACCUCAUGUCAAGCAAGUUCUUCACUCAUGCGAGCCCCACUUUGUUCAACGCCGGUACCCCACAGCCUCAGCUCUCAUCAUGCUUCCUUGUUGAUAUGAAGGAGGACAGCAUUGAUGGUAUCUACGAUACCCUCAAGACUUGUGCCAUGAUUUCCAAGAUGGCUGGUGGUAUUGGCUUAAACGCCCACCGAAUCCGUGCCACUGGCUCUUACAUCGCCGGUACCAAUGGUACUUCCAACGGUAUUGUUCCCAUGCUGCGUGUGUUCAACAACACUGCUCGUUACGUCGACCAGGGUGGUAACAAGCGACCUGGUGCCUUCGCCAUCUACCUUGAGCCAUGGCACGCCGACGUCUUCGAGUUCCUUGAUCUCCGAAAGAACCACGGAAAGGAGGAGGUCCGCGCUCGUGACCUGUUCCUGGCUCUUUGGAUCCCUGAUCUUUUCAUGAAGCGUGUCGAGAGGAACGGCGAAUGGACUCUCAUGUGCCCCAACGAAUGCCCUGGUCUUGCUGACUGCUACGGUGACGAAUUUGAGGCUCUGUACGAAAAGUACGAGAGAGAGGGUAAGGGUCGCAAGUCUAUCAAGGCUCAGAAGCUUUGGUACGCCAUUCUUGAGGCCCAGACAGAGACUGGAAACCCUUUCAUGCUCUACAAGGAUCACUGCAAUCGCAAGAGCAACCAAAAGAACCUUGGUACCAUCCGAAGCUCCAACCUGUGCACUGAGAUCAUUGAAUACUGCGCCCCUGAUGAGGUCGCUGUUUGCAACCUUGCCUCCUUGUCUCUGCCCUCUUUCAUCAACUAUGAAGAUGCUUGCUACGACUUCAAGAAGCUGCACGAGGUCACUCAAGUUGUUGUCCGCAAUUUGAACAAGAUCAUCGACGUCAACCACUACCCUGUCCAAGAGGCUCGUAACAGCAACAUGCGUCACCGACCCAUUGGUCUUGGUGUUCAAGGUCUCGCUGAUGCCUUCCUUGCCCUCCGCAUGCCCUUUGAGUCUCCCGAGGCUCGUGAGCUGAACAAGCAAAUCUUCGAGACCAUCUACCAUGCUGCCCUUACCACGUCUGUGCAACUCGCCAAGGAGGAAGGUCCCUACUCCACCUUCAAGGGUUCCCCUGCCUCUGAGGGUAUUCUCCAGUUUGACAUGUGGAAUGUCAAGCCCUCUGAUCUUUGGGAUUGGGAACCCCUCCGAGAGGAUGUCAAGACUCACGGUAUCCGCAACAGUCUGCUCGUUGCUCCUAUGCCUACCGCCAGUACCUCGCAGAUUCUUGGCAACAACGAGUGCUUUGAGCCUUACACCUCCAACAUCUACCAACGCCGAGUCCUUGCUGGCGAGUUCCAGGUUGUCAACCCCUGGCUUCUCAAGGAUCUUGUCGACAUGGGUCUUUGGUCCGAUGCUAUGAAGAACCGCAUCAUUGCUGAUAACGGUUCUAUCCAGAACAUCCCCAACAUCCCUGCCGAGAUCAAGGCUCUGUACAAGACUGUGUGGGAGAUUUCUCAGCGACAGGUUGUGCAGAUGGCUGCUGACCGUGGUGCCUUCAUUGAUCAGUCUCAGUCUCUCAACAUUCACAUGAAGGACCCUACCAUGGGCAAGAUCACCAGCAUGCACUUCGCUGGCUGGAAGCUCGGUCUCAAGACUGGCAUGUACUACCUCCGUACACAGGCUGCUGCUGCCCCUAUCCAGUUCACCGUUGAUCAGGAGAACCUCAAGAUUGCCGAUAGCAACUCUGCUUCAAUCAAGCCCCUAGGCAAGCGCGCUCCUCCUGCUGGCUCAAGCUAUCUGAUGUCCUCCUCUACUGCUAUGGGUCAAACCAAUGGCAACAGGACUGGCUCCCAGGGCAAUGGAACCAACGGCAGCUCCGCCAACGGUGUGACUGCCAGCACAUCUGUUCCUGGCCGUGCUCCCGUCAUCAAGGCUGAUGUCGCUGAGGGUGACAGCCCCAAGGCCCUUCCCACAGAACCUGCUGAAAAGGUUCAAGAGGAAGAGCUGGGGAUGAAGAAGAACCCUCAGUCUGAGGAUCAAGGUGCGGACAACGAAGAUCGCGAACGCGAUAUCUACUCGGAGGCUGUCCUGCAAUGCAGCAUCGAGGAUCCCGAGUCCUGCAUCAUGUGCAGUGGUUAG